This is a messenger RNA of Oldenlandia corymbosa var. corymbosa, 609 nucleotides long. The record is from the annotation of a GenBank genome assembly. Lineage: Eukaryota; Viridiplantae; Streptophyta; Magnoliopsida; Gentianales; Rubiaceae.
AUGUCAACCAAAAAGUUGAGCAAAGGUCGUCAAAAGAUCGACAUGGUGAAAAUAAAAAAUGAGAGCUAUUUACAAGUAACUUUCUCAAAACGUCGUGCUGGUCUUUUUAAAAAAGCCAGCGAGUUUUGUUCUUUAACAGGCUCAGAAGCUGCAAUUGUGGUAUUUUCUCCGGGCGACAAAGCUUACUCAUUCGGAUGUCCGGGUGUGAGUGAAGUCAUAGAAAAGUAUGAAAAUGAAACAUCACAUCUUGUCAAUAGUUCAAGUACAGUAGAAGAGGUGCAUCAUAGGGCUAAUAUAAUAAGGGUCAAUAAUGAGUUUGAGGCACUACAAGCUCAGUUAGACGAUGCUAAGAAAAGGAGCGACAAACUUGCAGAAAUUGUAGAAGCCACUUCAAAGCGUUAUUGGUGGCAAGUCCCUAUUAAUGAGCUUAAUAUAGAACAACUGGAGUGCUUGAAAUUCGCCUAUGACGAGUUAGACAAGAAAGUUCAACUUCGGGCAAUAGUUGCUGGACUUUUUACAGAUUCGAUUUCUUUUGAUAAUCAAAAUGCAUCUGGAUUUGGUAGAGCUAAUGGUUUGCAAUCUGAUAAAUUCUUCAACAACGAUGAAUAG